This is a messenger RNA of Symbiodinium natans, 342 nucleotides long. The record is from the annotation of a GenBank genome assembly. Lineage: Eukaryota; Dinophyceae; Suessiales; Symbiodiniaceae.
AUGUUUCAUGCAGGACAAGUCGGGCCAAAAAGCAGCUUGGCUUGGUCAUUAAAGGGUGUUUCAGGUUGUUGUGGGCUUCAUUCAUUCCCAAGGGUUCUUGGGACAGCAGUUGCCUCACUGCAGGUCGUUUUGCCGAGGCUGUCAGACACGAAGGGCUAUUGCAACGCUUCUGAAUUACCUGCAGCUUCAAAGGACAGCGGGCAUGAUCUUCCUGUGAGCACUCCUCGUUUGUUUCUGGCAACAUCGCAGCAGGCUUACAAGCAGCGGCCGCCGAUAGAAAAGUUGCCCAUGAAGAGGUGGACUGUAAGGCCUUCCGAAGCCUCAGCAUGUGUGUCGCAUUAA